GUCAAGUUGUUAGACUGGUUUUGCGAUUGCGAUUUGCCGUGAACAAAAGCUUACGCUAGUUUUUAAAUUAAUAUCCUACAUUCGUAUGUUAUUAUAAUUGUCAAAUUGUAAACAAUUAUUGUUUUCUACGUGAUUCAAUAAAGAUAACAAUAAAAUCAAGUGCCUUGUACAAGGUCCCACGAGUUUACAAUUUACGAUGCCGGUUGUGUGAACAAAAGCAACCAUAACCUCAAAAAAAAAAAAAAUUUGCGGACGUCUAUCGUCUUUUUUUUUCUUUCUCGCAAUUGCACUUUUAUUCUGGUACAAUUAUUUGUGAUACAUCUUGAAAAUAGACAAACAAAUAAGUGAUAAUUAUGCAGUGGCAAAAAUUUUUUGAGGCAGUCAACAAUAAAUUGAGAAAUUCUCGUAUGCCUUAUGAUAUAAAGGCAAAGAAAAAAUGCGAAAACGAAGUCAUGUUAUGCCUUUUGGCAGAUCCGGAUGUAAGGAGGCUUAUGUCCUUAUGGCUAAAUGAACAGCACAAAACUAAAGAGGGUAAAUCUUUAGAAAAAACUAAACAACUACGUGAACUUGGAAACAAAGAAUUUCAAGCUAAAAAUUAUUCAGCGAGUAUUCAUCUUUAUACAAAAAGUUUACAAUAUGCGCCAAUGGGAAGUGAAGAUUUGGCCCUUGCAGUUGCUAAUAGAUCAGCUUCUCUAUUCUAUUUGGAAAAAUUCGAAGAUUGUAUUAAAGAUAUAGAUUUAGCUGUAAUGUGGGAAUAUCCAGAAAAUUUGCGUUACAAAUUACAUUUGCGAGCUGCUCAAUGUUUCUGGAAAUUGAGAAAAAGAAAAUCCAUGGAAGAAUCUUUAAUGCGAGUUCAGGAUAUUGUUAAUAAUUGCGAAGAAAUUCCUGAAAUUAAAAAAACAAGUAUUAAGCAACAAGUCACGAGUUUAAUGGCAACAGCUUCAAGUAUGGAAUACGACGAUGAAAACGAGGCUUCUGAUUCAAUGUCAGGCAAUAAACCAGAGCCAGCAUUUGGAGUCAAUUCAAAUUUCCCCUAUGCAUCUGCGGCAUUGGAGAAAAAAUGUGCACCCGACAAGGGACGUUAUGUUGUGGCGAAUCGUGACAUACACAAGGGACAAAUUCUCUUUGUCGAAAAACCGUUUGCUUUCGUUUUACUCGAUCAUGAACAAUCGUCAUCGCUUUGCGCUCAUUGCUGCCGACCACAGGGCGAUGUACCAUUUCCAUGCAAAAUGUGCGUGGAGGCAAUGUACUGUGAUGUUAAAUGUCAAGAUGAUGCAUGGACAACUUAUCAUCAAUGGGAAUGUCCAGGAAGUCGAAUGGGAGUUUGGCAACAAAUUGGAAUCGCGCACUUGGCAAUGAAAUUGCUUUUGAAUUGCGCAACAACUCAAGAUGUUGAUAAGUUUAAUCAAGUUCAGAGUUUAGUUACAAACAUCGAUAAAUUGAUGCCGGAAGAUCUGAUCGUCUAUGGCAUUACAGCAACAAUGUUGACGUUGUAUCUUUACAAGUACACGGAUUUCUUUAAAGUCGUCGAUAUUAAUGAGAGCUUUGUUCGUAAAUUUGCCGACAGCAGUUUAAGUUUUGAAUGCGAUCUUACGAUUGAAGAUGGCAAAAGACUUUACAUAAGUUCUCUUCUUUUGAGGCACAUGUUACAGUUGAUAUGCAAUGGACAUGCAAUCACAAGACUGAAUUUAACUGCCUCCGAUAAGGACAAAGUUUCAACCGAGCAUCAAGAUCGUGUUGCUACUGGAAUUUAUCUCUCUGCCAGCAUGAUGAAUCACGCCUGUGAUCCUAAUAUAAUUAAUAGCUUUUGGGAUCAACAUCUUAUUGUGAAAGCAACAAAAGAUAUUGGAGUUGGCGAGGAAGUUUUAAAUUGUUAUGGACCACAUUUUCGUCGAAUGUCCAAAGACGAUAGACAGGAAACUUUAAAAAAUCAAUAUUGUUUCAUUUGCAAAUGUGAGGCAUGCACCAAUCCAGAAUUACGUUACUUUUUGGAGAGAUUCAGCGCUUUAAAGUGUCCGGAGUGUACCGGGGCUUUGCAUAAUCUUCACAGUUAUUCAUUGCAUUGCCUCGAUUGUGGAGCAACUCCAAUUGUUACUUAUGGCGCCGAUUUGAAGGAGGCUCAGGAUCUUUACGACGCUGCUCAAGGUUGCAUUGAUCACGAAAAAAUCGACGAGGCUCUCUAUAAAUUAAAACAAUGCUUAUGUAUCCGACGAAAUGUUCUCUAUAAACAUCACGAGGAUAUUGCCGUGACACUCGAUUUAAUUGGAAAAGUCUAUGCAAUUAUGGGUCGAUGGCUUGAUUCCAUAUCGUAUCUGGAGCACAGUAUAGCUGCAGUUGAGGAGAGAUUUGGCCCCGACAGCGUAGAACUUGCCAACGAGUUGAACAAAAUUACGGACAUCUGUAUUCAGUACUUACGCGAAGAGACGAACACAAGCACCAAACAAUACAAAAACACUCUGAAGAAGACUCGCAGAUUCCUUGAUCGUGCAGAGCAAAUAAUGAACUUAAAUUACGGCCCGUGGAACGAUAGUUGCCGUGAAAUAAUGGAGAAAAAGGAAAAGCUCUCAGUACUGCUGAAGGAUUUCAACGUUUGAUUUGUUUGAAUCUCACAGGGUACGCAUAAUGAGCAUUUUGACAGUAAAGAAAAGAGGAUCCCGCGAGUUUAAUCAAUUUAUUAAAAAAAUAAAAAUGUGACGGGAGCACUCUUUGUUUUUAUAAGAAUCAUAUAUGUCCGUUAAAUAGGUCGUCACUUUCGAACGGAAGGUUAGACAGUGUUACUCUUAUAUUUGUAGUAAAACGUUUCAGAACUUGUCUGAUUUGUUAGCAACUCUAUCUCUUUCGAUUGCUCGCUUUUCUCUCCCUCCCCCCUUUUCAAAAAAAAAAAAAAAAUUUAAUUCUUUGUAUUUAAAAAAAAAAGUGAAUUUUGAAAUUUUUCUCUUCUUUUCCAAAUGCAUCAUAUUUUCUUUCUUUUUUUUAAAAAAAGGGCCUAAAUUUCACGUCGCAGAGCGAAUUAAUUUUUAGGUAUUUUGUGAUUUUUUUUUAAGGAAAAUAAAUUUUCUUUAUAUUUGCGUCGUAUGUUCGGAAGUGUGUUUAAGGUAUUUUAGAAAAUAAAAGGGAGAUUGGAUUCCCGUGAUAAUAAAUGAAGAGUAAAAAACAAAAAAAAAGUACUGAUCUUUUGAGAUAUUUUACACAUCUGGAAUUUAAUAAAGAUUGUGUAUAGAGUUACAAGGCUGUCGAAAAUAUUAAUAUUAAUAUUAAAAAUGUAGUAUUUACACUUUUAUCUAUAUGAAAAAAAAAAAUAAUUUGUACAUUUUGGCAGAAACACAUGCCUAAGGCUAUUUAAUUAUUAUUAUUAUUAUCAACGAUGCAUCAAAUCACACAUUUUUCAUCGACUAAUAACUUAUUUAUAUCAGAUUUCUGUAUUUCAUGCAUAUUUUACACCUUGUAUUUAAGAUGGAGUAAUGGCGUUAUUAAAAUAAAUUAUUGUAUCACGCAAAAAAAAGGCAACUCGUAUUUAUAAUAAAUCUUCUUUUUUUUUUUUUUGCCGAUGAAAAAGUAAAGUGGAACAUUGGCGCUUCUCGAAGUAAUAGAAAGAAAAUAUACGUUCUCCGAAAUUCCACACGGUAGACUUUAUUUGAAAACGUUUUUCUUUUCGUUUCGUUUAUUCGAUGGGUUUAUUUUUAUUUUCGUUGUCGUCGAAUGAAAGGCGCGAGAAAAAUACCAACGAUAAAGGAUUCACGAUAUUGGCAAUAUUCAAGUCUUCGAAGGCGAGAUGAUAUUGCGUGGCGACAAACUUCCUCAAAACCAAUUCCAUGCGAAACGCUUGCUCUUUUAUCGGCACAUGCAAGCGAGGAGCUUGCGCUUCUUAACCACGCGUUUCACGUAUAUAUACAAAUAGAAUGCAGAAAAUUACA
This is a messenger RNA of Leptopilina boulardi, 3914 nucleotides long. RefSeq names its product SET and MYND domain-containing protein 4-like. The transcript is spliced from 11 exons. Gene Ontology annotation, molecular function: protein binding. The coding region runs from base 354 to 2594 and encodes 746 amino acids. Lineage: Eukaryota; Metazoa; Arthropoda; Insecta; Hymenoptera; Figitidae. The record is from RefSeq and is a predicted model, not a curated record.